Messenger RNA from Aspergillus ibericus CBS 121593, 2238 nucleotides. RefSeq lists its product as uncharacterized. Bases 52 to 2145 code for a protein of 697 amino acids. The record is from RefSeq and is a predicted model, not a curated record. Gene Ontology annotation, cellular component: DNA replication preinitiation complex. Lineage: Eukaryota; Fungi; Ascomycota; Eurotiomycetes; Eurotiales; Aspergillaceae. The transcript has 2 exons. Gene Ontology annotation, biological process: DNA replication initiation.
GUGGAGGUUGUGUUUGGGGGGGUGGAAGAGGUACAGGUGCAGGAACUGGAGAUGGUGCGCAGUUCGAGUUCCGAAGGGCCGGUUCUGCUGGGGGUUGGGGAGCAGAGUGUUACUGCUGACGGUGUUGAAGGGUUGGAUGAUGGUAGGGGGGAUGGCCUGCAGUCGCCACAGGAACUGCUCGAUGGUCUACGGGAGCAGUAUCUGCAGGCGUUGUAUGUUUCCAAGACUUCCGUGGCGUAUUUCGCCAAAGGCCCUCUGGCACGAUGUCGUGCUGCCUUCCAGGCAGGGAAUGAGUCGGCGAAACCGGUGCAGUUGGUCGAGUUUUACAGAGAGGCUGUUCUCACGGCCAAGAGGAUGGAUCACAAGUAUCGCGAAACUCUACCAUCUACAAUUCAGGACCUCCUGCUCAGCGUGUCGGAUGACGAGGCGCAGCCGAAGCGCAAGCGCAAGAACUCCAAGAAGAAACUCGGCAAGAAUGGGCUGUAUCCUGAGGAAGGGGACUUGAUUCGCAAGUGGUGGCGGGAUCGUGCACUCGACCAGGGUCUUCCGUCGGAGAUGUCGAGAGAGGCAGAGUCGAAGAAGCAUGUUGCGGAUUUGCGGUUGCGCGAAACGCAGCUGCAGAUUCUGUUGAUUCUCGAGACCAUGGCUCUGGAGGCGACUAUGGCCGACGAGAAGCACGAGGGCAAUGGAGAGGGCACCGACAAGCCUACAAAGAGUGUCAAGAAGCCGCAAGACCUGACUGUCAUGCUGGAACUUCACCUCGACCGACUGUGCAUCUGGCAUGCCGUCAGCUUCGAGGAGACUGUUGUUCCUGACACGGCCAAGAACUACGGCAGCAACCAUCUCUCGGGGAAGAAGGUCGAGAGCGAUGCCGUCCGUGAUUUCUGCACCGAGGUCAUCGUCCCGUUCUACGCAUCGCGUCUGCCGGACAAGUGCAAACUGAUUACACGCAAGUUGGGCGUCUCGACUGCGAUCUCGCCCUUUACGAAGCAGCCUCAGAAGGCGACACGGGAGCCGGGAACCCCGGUGGAGCGACAGCACGCGCAGAAGCAGUCUCGUCGUCGCGCGUUCCAACGCGUAUUGACGGACCAGGCGCCGUCCCAGACUCGCCAUCCCCCAUCCCUCACUCGCUCGAACACGACCCCGGCAGCCGACACGAAACGAGACUCGCUGGAUCCUCUGCUGCCCACCCUCAGCGCCAAUGUGCGCGGCGGCAUCCAGAAAGCCAAACGGGUUGAGAACCGCGAGGUGGAUCUCAAUGCGGUGGCACGCCAGCACGAGACCAAAUUGAAGAAGAUGCAGAUGCUGGUGGAGCAAAAGAAAGAGCUGGACGCUGCGAUUCACGCCCUCCGCAAACCGAACCGCGAGCUGGUGGCCAAGGAUAUUGCCGAAGAUGCCGACAAACGACUGACCACCGGCAGUUCCAGGAAGCCCAAAAACCCCGUCCGAAACCCUCUGGGCCAAGGCGUGCAGGUCGCCGCCACGCCCAAGGGGAGUCGCAAGAAGGAGGCCAUGGCCAUGCCUCUACCGAAGAGUCUCUCUCAACCGUCCUUCAAGGGAUCUUCCCCGUUCACGAGCGAGCCGCAGAUCGUUCCCGGCUCUAAUAUCCGCCCCAGCUCAAUUUCAGGGCUCUUCCGAUCCGCCGACCUCGGGGCGAUCCAGGAAACGCCCACGCGGCGGCCGUCGCAGCCACAGACCAGUGAUCUGAACGCAUCACCCAGUCUUUCAGGACCCCUUUUCCGCGUUCCCAGCAAGCCAGUUACCACAGCCUCCGCCCCGAUGACGAAGGCCACGGAAAUGGGCCCAUCGACGCCGAUCGCCGCCCGACACGUGGACGCAUAUCUGCCCCGAGUCAAAUCCAUCCAAAGUAGGCCAUCAAUGAUCAUGGAUACGCCGCCAAAAUUGGGUGUGGCCAAUACUCCCAUUCCGGUCUCUGUGCCUGUGAUCACGAACAGGAUGCCCGAAUCUGGGUCAGGGGAGACCCCUGUGAAGGCCAGCAGCACCAGUAUUGCUGCCACUCCAGCACAAGUAUUUGCUACGCCUGUGAAAAGUGCCCGGUUAGCCGUGCCGAGUAUGUCUGCGGUGCCGGUGACUCCAGAGAAAUCCAUCUAUGCGCAGUUGGGAUGGGAUGAUGAUUUUGCCUGAUUCUGUUUACUUGUGUGGGUUAGCGGGCGUUCAUAAUACCUGGUAGAUUUAUGAUGACCAUGCAUUACAUAGUUAAUUACUAUUCUUUCUCAG